AUGGCAGUGCCAUCAGCAUCUCCAGAGGAUUUAACUCCAGAACUGUCCACGGAUGAGUCUGUUGAUCGGGACAGAGAGAGUUCAGAGGACUCGGGGAAAAAGCGCAAAAGGAGGAUCCUGUUUUCAAAGACUCAAACGUUUGAACUGGAGAGACGCUUCAGGCAACAGAGAUACUUAUCCGCGCCUGAGAGAGAACAUCUAGCUCUGAUCUUACAUUUGACUCCAACGCAAGUGAAGAUCUGGUUCCAGAACCAUCGGUACAAAGUGAAACGAGCCCGGGCUGAGAAAGGAAUGGACCCGUAUCUGCUGUCUCCGCGCCGGGUUUCUAUUCCCGUUCUGGUGAGGGACGGAAGAGCGUGCCAUGUUCUCAGUCCUCCGGACAUCACUGCUACUGUUCCAGCAGCGGCACCAUAUACUGCCUUUAAUAUGAAGCAAUUCCCUCAAAUUCAACACAGUCAUAACUUCUGCUCCAGCAUCAUGACACAUCUGACAUCUGUCAGUCAUCUGGGCCACAUGCAGCCGUGGUCCUGGUGA
Molecule: messenger RNA, 534 nt
Organism: Sinocyclocheilus grahami
Lineage: Eukaryota; Metazoa; Chordata; Actinopteri; Cypriniformes; Cyprinidae
Product: homeobox protein Nkx-2.2a-like
Exons: 2
Coding region: 1-534 (177 amino acids)
Biological process (GO): regulation of transcription by RNA polymerase II; cell differentiation
Cellular component (GO): nucleus
Molecular function (GO): DNA-binding transcription factor activity, RNA polymerase II-specific; RNA polymerase II cis-regulatory region sequence-specific DNA binding
Source: RefSeq, a predicted model, not a curated record